UCCGGCUUACUGGAGAGGAUUACACAGUAGUGAAGAAGUCCUCUAGUGGGCGCUGUCGGGCCCCUGGGUGUGAAGGAUGGGCAAGAAACCUGAGCCCAAUCCCAGGACCCCCACCUCACUCCCUGAUACAUGAGGAAAUGGAUGAACAGAAGAUCCUAGAACUCAUCAAUAAGAUGAUGGAGCUGCUGACUGGAGAGGUUCCUAUAAGGUGUCAGGAGGGGGCGGUCUAUUUCUCCAUGGAGAAGUGGGAGUAUGUAGAAGGACACAAGGAUCAGUACAAGGAUCAGGUCAUGAUGGAGGAUCAGCAGCCCCUCACAUCACCAGUCAGAUCCAGUAAGAGAACAGCACCAGAGAGGUUUCCCGUGGAGACUUAA
This is a messenger RNA of Hyla sarda, 374 nucleotides long. Its product is annotated as oocyte zinc finger protein XlCOF7.2-like. The record is from RefSeq and is a predicted model, not a curated record. Lineage: Eukaryota; Metazoa; Chordata; Amphibia; Anura; Hylidae. The transcript is spliced from 5 exons. The coding region runs from base 138 to 374 and encodes 78 amino acids.